AUGAAGCACGAGUACAAGUAUUGGUACUGGUACGAUACAGGUAUCUUUAAUCUUUUUCAAGAACCCAUUAGAGUACUUUUUGAUACUGGUGCCUCUCAUUCUUUCAUAUCUAGGCAAUUUAUAGAAAGAGAACAUCUUGUAACUACCUUCUUAUCUAGACCUAUUUGCGUUGAGACUCCUUUAGAAGGGGCAAUUACUCUUUAUGAGAUGUGUAAAGAUUUUGAGAUUGAUUUUACGAGCAGAGUCUUGUAUGUGGACCUCAUUGUGUUAGGGUUUGAGGGGUUUGUAAUUAUUUUGGAUAUGGAUUGGCUGCAAAAACACUUCGUGACUCUAGAUUGUGCUGGAAGGACCAUAAAUAUAGAUAUUCUCGGUAUGCCACGACUUACCCACACUUCUAGCGAUGGAGAAAAGUCAGUGAUGACGAGUUAUUUAUGCUCGGUAGAAAUCCCUAAGCAGAAUAUUAGUGAGGUAGAUGUGGUGUGUGAGUUUGAGAAUGUAUUUCAGGAGAUACCUGGACCUCCACCUCGACGAGUAGUAGAAUUUCGUAUUGACCUAGUGCUGGGAACUGCACCAAUUUCUAAGGUGGCAUACAAAAUGGCGCCUAAAGAGCUUGUAGAGAUGAAGAAGCAGCUAGAAGAGAUUCUUUAG
Camellia sinensis is the source of this 648-nucleotide messenger RNA. The record is from RefSeq and is a predicted model, not a curated record. NCBI's taxonomy places the organism in Eukaryota, Viridiplantae, Streptophyta, Magnoliopsida, Ericales, Theaceae.